GUCUGAUGCUGACGCUUGUUGAGAGGGACCGUUGUGUGAGAGAGUCCGCUCCGGGACGAGCUGCUGCAAAACCCAGAAAAACACUCUCAAAGUCAGCCUCAGACAAAGAGGCUCACUCGAACACCAGCUCAGAAACACGGUGAUAUUCUGACGGAGUCCCUAAACCGCCUCCAACUUUGAGAGGAAGGAGAGUUGUGACAGGAAACACGGACCUUUGGUCAAGUUUUAUUCCCCCGCAGCGAUCCUCAGUUCUGGAUAUCUUUGAGUGAUGUUUGAUUACGACAGUCCACCGGUCUACAGCCCUCCAUCCAACAAUGGCUUUGGCCCUCCAGGCAGCUUCCAUGGCCCUCAGAGUGACUACAACGCCUACCCACCUCCACCAGGAUCCUACUACAUUGAGGAGAAGCCGCAGCACUUCUACAAAUGGCGUUCACCUCCUGGGAUCAUCAAGGCCAUGAUGGCCACAGUGAUAGUGCUGUGUGUGGCCAUCUUUGCCUGUGUGGCCUCCACCCUCAUGUGGGACAUGCAGUAUGGAUACGGCAUGGGAACGGGCUACUACGGCUCCGGUAUGGGCUACGGCAGCGGAUACAGCGGAGGCAGCUAUGGCGCAGGUUAUGGUGGUUACGGUAGCUAUGGAAACUACUACGGCUCCGGCUCCUACAUUUCUCCUUACUCGGCCAAAACUGCCAUGAUUUCCAUGGCAGCCAUUAACUUUAUAGGAGCGCUGGCCUUCUUCAUUGCCAGUUUCUCGAAAACCCCCAUAGUUCGCACCAGGAAGUUCUUUCUGGCUCUGCUGAUAACCAGUAUCAUCAUGGCUGUCCUGCAGGGCAUCAUAAGCAUCGUCUACAUUGUCGGUGUGAACCCAAUGGCCCAGAGCUCCUCCAGUAUGAUGUACAAUCCAAUGCUCAUGAUGUGCCAGAGCCUCUACCAGACCCACUACUCCCAGAUGGGAGGAGUGGGAGGCUUCCCCAUGUACAACCAGUACCUGUACCAUUACUGCUUUGUGGACCCACAGGAGGGAAUCGCCAUGGCGUGUGGAUUCCUGGUUGUCAUUGCCUUUUGUGUUGCUGCUUUUUUUGCACACAAAACAAGAGGGAAGAUCUGGCGCUACGGAAAACCCAACAUCUACUGGGAGGAGCCUCUCGUUGGUGGGAAGGCCUCAGAGGGCAGAGAUGUCGAGGAAUGGGUGAACAAUGUGGAGGAAAGCCGCAGCGUUCAGGAUGCCCCUACCCUGCUGGUGUCAGAGAAGGGAGGCGGGCUGCUCAACGCCUCGGCUAACAGUGUCAUCUCCUACCCCCCAGCCAAGGUGGACAGCAGCUCCUACAACGAGGACGCCUACGGCAACAACGAGUACUCUGAGAGAGCAACCAGCCGACCAUCAGAAAUGGUUUCCCGCAGUGGCGCCACCAGCUCCAGCCCCUCAGAGGAGACGGGUGGAGGCCGCAAACCUUCCGCCAACAGGGGCAAGAGGCGCAGACGAAACCCAGAGCUGGACGAGUCUCAGUACGAAACAGAGUACACCACAGGAGGAGAGACGGGCAACGAACUGGACGAAGAAGAAUGGGACAACAUGUACCCGGACAUAACUUCAGAUGCUCAGCGUCACAGCUAUAAGAGAGAGUUUGAUGCUGAUCUGCGAGAGUACAAACGCCUCUGUGCCGAGAUGGACGACAUAAACGAUCAGUUGAACAAACUGAGCCGGCAGCUGGACACACUGGAUGAGACCUCAGCCAAAUACCAGACUGUAGCAGAGGAAUAUAAUCAGCUGAAGGAUCUGAAGCAGACACCAAACUACCAGUCUAAGAAGAGAGAGUGCCGCCGAUUGAGGCACAAACUGUUCCACAUCAAACGCAUGGUGAAGGACUACGACAAGAAACACUGAAGAAGCCACCGAGCCCUGACUCUCUGCUCUGUGGUCGACACAGCAGACGCUCACAGACACACUCCAGAACAAAGACUCUGUGACAUGCUGAGACCAAAGUUGUAGGAAACACACAUACACACUGCAGACACACUACAGACACACACACACACACACACACAGGGAACAUACUGUACAUUACUAAUAGUUUAGACGUUUUCUUUCAUCCUCUGAUCACUUACACAUAUCGUCACCACUUUUAAAAACUAAAGCAGGACCCUCAGCUGUAGCUCCUCCAGAGCAAACGCUGCCGUUUCUAUAAGGGUCCAGCUCAGUGUUUGCAGUGUGCAGCCACAUGUGAAGAUCAGAGGGUGUGGUGGGAGAAAGAUUGUUUGAAAGUCACCUGAUCUGCAGUCCCCUGUGAUAACGCUGUACUCUCUGCGGUUCUGUUUGCUCCGCAGAUUGCCAACUUUUCUUUGUUUUAUCGCCGCAGAUAAAGAGCAGUAUUGUAGACGACGUAGUAACGGCUGAGACAGGUUGCUGGGAGCAGAUACGCAGUUUCUUUAACCCUUGGCAUGAUGUUAUCUUUGUCACAAAUGAACUUUAGCUGAGCUUUUCUUACUUGUGUUUAUAACGACCAUAAAUGUCCGUGAAGUUAACUGCUCUCCGGUGACACUGUGUAUUUUUCUAUCGUACUGGUUUUUGGUGAGAUUUUUAUGCUGAUCGUCACAGAUGCGGUGAGACCAAAAAAAAAAGGGGGACAAACUGGCCAAUGAGAUACGUGUGACCUUGUUGUGUUGUACAUAUGUUUUUAAUGAAUCCUGUUCAUGCUACAUGCCAAGAACACAUUCACAGUAUGACUGUUAGAGCUUUAGAUUCAUAGUGACGUGUUUGUUAGUCAGAUUAAAACGUUCUCAUGCUAUGCAAAUUGGUAAAAGUUAGCCAAACUGUUUUUAUAUUUUUUAUCAUGUGCACUCCUCAACGUGUCUGUCUCACUGUCUAUAAGCUAAACUAAUCUCAUGUUUUGAUUCGUUGCCAAUUAAAUCGGCUGUGAUUUUGUAUUAAUCCGCUUCAUGUGUAAAGAGCUACGAUCUCCUGUACAUUUUAAAACUGUUCAGACACACUUUUGAUUUGUCUUGCGUUUGUAUUUUUAUGAAGAACAUUUUUGUCAUUUUACAAACCGUUUGCGAGCCAUUUAUUUUUGUAAGAAUUUAUUUUCUCUGAUGCUAUUAUAAAAGACCAUUUUUUGUAACUGUAUACUUCCAUAAAUUAUGUUGUCUAAAAGGUAUUGAAUUCAGUAAGUAAUAAACAUUUCUAAUUCUCUAAAAGUG
This is a messenger RNA of Stegastes partitus (bicolor damselfish), 3192 nucleotides long. Its product is annotated as occludin. The transcript is spliced from 10 exons. The record is from RefSeq and is a predicted model, not a curated record. Bases 269 to 1882 code for a protein of 537 amino acids. Gene Ontology annotation, cellular component: membrane; transcription elongation factor complex; bicellular tight junction. NCBI's taxonomy places the organism in Eukaryota, Metazoa, Chordata, Actinopteri, Pomacentridae. Gene Ontology annotation, biological process: snRNA transcription by RNA polymerase II; positive regulation of transcription elongation by RNA polymerase II; bicellular tight junction assembly. Gene Ontology annotation, molecular function: cis-regulatory region sequence-specific DNA binding.